UGGGUCCCGUCCACUCGUGCAGGGCUCCUGCAAGCUUGUCACUGCUUCAACUGAACCAGGCUUGACUCCUCAAAAGGGGGCGGGCGAGAUGCCGGCAGAAUGCGCCGUGUGUCGGCGGCCGGCCACGCAGACCUGCGAGGGUUGCCGCGCGAGCGACUACUGCUGCUGGGAGCACCAGACCGCCGACUGGGAGAGCCACAUCGCCCACUGCAGGCCCUUCAAGGUGGACCGGAACGACUACCUGGGCCGCCACUUCGUGGCCACGAGGCCCGUGGUGCCGGGCGAGGUGGUGCUGAAGGAGCGGCCGCUGGUGGCGGGCCCGUCGCGCUGCGCCGCGGCCGUGUGCCCCGGCUGCCUGCGCCGCCUGCCCGGGGAGGGGCUGACCGCGUGCGCGCGGUGCGGUUGGCCCGCCUGCAGCGAGGCCUGCGCGCGCUCGGAGCGCCACCUGCCCGAGUGCGAGCUGGCCGCGCAGGUGCGGCCUCAGGUCCGUAUCAUCACUAGCCUACAACUGAAAAGAGAAGACCUCAAAUCCUCGCAUCCAUUAUAUCGCUGCCUUACAGUUCUGCGGUGUUUGCAACAGAAGAAAAUGGAUCAAAAGAAAUGGCAAAUACUCAUGCGCUUGGAGCCCCAUUCUGAACGAAGAAUGAAGAGUGGGAUGUACGAAAGUGACAGAGUGGAGAUAGUCAAUUGUCUGACUGAGUUUUUCGACUUGUCGAAAGACUUCACUGAAGAAGAAAUGCUGAAAGUUUGUGGUAUUGUUGAGAUCAACGGCUACGUGAGCCACCUGACGGACCCGCCCCACAUCACCAUCUACGACACGGCCUCGUUCAUAGAGCACAGCUGCCUGGCCAACUGCUCCAAGACGUUCGCGCCGGACGGGGAGCUGCUCUUGCGCGCGGCGGUGGCGGUCCCCGCGGGGGAGCACCUGUCCAUCUGCUACACGGACCAGACCUGGGGCACGGCGCGGCGGCGCUACCACCUCGCGGCCGAGCAGUUGGCCUGCCGCUGCGAGCGGUGCCUCGACCCCUGCGAGCUGGGCACCUUCUACAGCGCGGUGGCCUGCCAGCGCAGUGACUGCAGUGGCUACCUCCUGCCCGAGGACCCCCUGACGGACGCCAACACCACAGACGAGGACUACUGCUACUCGGGCAACACGAGCUGGCGGUGUGCGGAGUGCGGCGCCGCCAUGCGGGCCUCGGACAUCACCCUGUUCCUGAGGCAGGCGGAGAGGGACGUGAGGGCCGUAACCUGCCCCGAGGAGUGCGAGACCUUGCUGGCCCUGUUCGACGGCAAGGUCCUCCACCGCAACCACUACUACCUCACCGAGCUGCGCAUCAAGCUGGUCGUCACCUACGGCAGGGACCGCGACGGGGGGCUCCGGCAGCUCGGCUGCGACUUGCUGGACAGGAAGAUCGAGCUGGGUCGUCAGGUCCUGGCCCUGGCCGACAAGCUUUUCCCAGCGGAGACGCGCGUCAGAGGCCUGGUGAUGUUUGAGCUGCACGAGGCUCUGGCAGAACAAAUGAGAAGGAAAGCAAGCGAAGGGACUUUAAAACCUCCGCAACUCAAGACAGACAUGAAGGAGUGCAAGAAGAUGCUGCUCGGGGCGGACCGGCUGCUGAGCAGCGAGCCGGAGGAGCUUCCCGAGGGGGAGGUGGCAGUGGAGGCCAAGAGACGCAUCCUCGACCUUCAGCAGUGCGCACGCAACGGCGACGGUGACGAUCAGCCGUCGUCGCUGGCCGCGCUGCAGGCCACCAUCAACCCCUGUCCCGCGGGGCAGCCCACGGAGCAGCGUGCGUGCAACGGGGACGGCGAUGCACGGCAGUCGUUACUGGACCUCCUGUAGCCCUGCAGAGCAGCCCACGUAGCCCCCACCCGACAGUGACCGAUGGCAAGACCAGCACUCAACACAUUCCUUCAUAGCUGUACUACGUAGCACUCAAUAAACACCUUCAUCAAA
Bacillus rossius redtenbacheri is the source of this 1957-nucleotide messenger RNA. RefSeq names its product SET domain-containing protein SmydA-8-like. The transcript has 8 exons. Bases 89 to 1843 code for a protein of 584 amino acids. NCBI's taxonomy places the organism in Eukaryota, Metazoa, Arthropoda, Insecta, Phasmatodea, Bacillidae. The record is from RefSeq and is a predicted model, not a curated record. Gene Ontology annotation, molecular function: protein binding.